Molecule: messenger RNA, 1134 nt
Organism: Rangifer tarandus platyrhynchus (Svalbard reindeer)
Lineage: Eukaryota; Metazoa; Chordata; Mammalia; Artiodactyla; Cervidae
Source: the annotation of a GenBank genome assembly
AUGCCCCUGGCCUGGGCUUCCCCUGCCUUCCUCAAGAGCGACUCUUGUAUCAGGGCAGGCGGCAGUGCAAAAGAUGCUUCCAGCCUCAGAAUCCAGGGGAGAAGCCGUGGGUCCGGUGCCUUCUUCCCUGUUGCUCCUCAAGCCCCUCUCCCUGCCAGGUCAGAAGCCGUGGAGUGUCCGUCCACCAGUUCUCCUGCCUCCACCUCGCUGGGGACUCUUCCUGGCCGGACUGUAAGACGUGUUUCUGAAGCUGUGGUCUUCCUAUGUGACGAGCAGUAUAAAAUUUCCUGGAACCACCAUGUCCUGUUGAAACGCCUCAUCAGCAUGGAACAGCUUGGCUCCAACGUGUUUGAGGGGCCGAGGGCCUCCAGCAAGUUGGAAAAGUGCGAUCAUUGGUCUGAAGUCCUCGGGCCGGAUUGGGUUUCCAUGGAAAGGACGGAGCUCAUCCGGGAGCCGCACCUGGAGAGGCAGGUGCAGAGAGCUCCCCGCUUCUGCAUCCCCACGAGAGAGCCACCCAGCCUGGCUUCACGUCAGGGGGUCAGGAAGGGCGGCUGCGUGUGUGGUCUGCGGAGCGCGGAGCGCGGUAGCAGCCAAAUGGCUCAGAGAGGACUUGCUCCAUUUCGUUUCUUCCCAGUGCAGGGUGUGCUGGGAGUGAUGCUCCACAGUGGGAGGGCGGGCCAGCCGGACCCCAGCUCAGAUCCUGCUCUGCCCCGGGCUGCCCCGCGUCCUCUCUCGUGGAGCUUCCCUCUGUCCGGCAGCGACAAGAGGGCACAGGACCGGCACGUGGUUACGGAGGCCGAGACGGCCCACAGUGCGUACGGUGGCCGAGUCGACCAUGCCCGAGAGGGGCCCACGAGGCCGCCCAGCCCGGCUGUCAUGGAGCGAGCCCCAUGUCCUUCGCUGCGUUGCAUCCAUGUUGGUGUCUGCCCGCGAAGACCGUCAGGUCUCUUCUCGUGGUCAGCGAGGAGCGUGGGACUCACCGCCACCCUGAUGCGGCCAGUGGUCACUCCACAGGCCUGGCACUGCCCUGCACUGGGUGUGGCGGAGAGCCCUAUGCUGCGGUCCACGGGCCCCCCCGAGGUGGACUCAGAGGGAUCUGCCCUCUCUGUGGUCCUCACUGCGGAUCAGUCAUGA